CAGAGGAAGGGAAACAGCUUGGUGGACUUUGGGAACUGUAUAAGAGCCCCCACCCACAGCCCCCUGGCGGGUUGUAGGAAAAGGUAACUAGCAGCUUGGUGUAUUGGGCGGGGCCGGGCAGCGCCUAUCCAAGGAACCAGGAAGAAGUGACAGGAACUUCCACCAUUCCCUGUUGGACUCAGGAGCCGCGCGGUCCGGAACUGCACGAGGAAGACCCGGCCGGGUCCUCGGGACCUGAAACCUCCCGGAGCCGCAGUCUCCGCGCGGGCGGCCUGGGAAAGUCACAGUCACAGCGCAGUGGCGGGAACCGCAGCCCGGCGGCCCUGGAACCUCCCAGAAAACUCAGAGAAAAGCAAUAAGAAGAAUGAAUUCUCGGAUGAAUGCUCCCCAGGGUCUGUUAUCAUUCAGGAAUGUGGAUGUGGACUUCUCAAAGGAGGAAUGGGAAUAUCUAGACUGUGCUCAGAGGACAUGGUAACAUGGAUGUGAUGUUAGAGAAUUACAACAAUCUAGUCUUUGUGGCAUGAUUUGAAUCCUAGCACUUUGGAUGCUGAUGCUAGAGUAUAUGGUGAGUUUCAUGCCAUCCUGGGGUAUAUGAUGGGUUCCCAACUGACCAAAGAUGCACAGUGUGACUCUGUCUCGAAAACAAACAAGAAAAUAGAAAAAGAUUCUUCAAAUCAUCCUUCAGAGACCUUUUUUCUCAGAGUUCUUUGCUGCUCGCUCACCUAUUUGCCCUACCUUCUGCAAGGUAUGGUGUUUAUAUAAGCAUGAGAAGGCUGUUGGUCACUGUGCUUUGAUAUAGAUCAGACUGGAUGCUCCUAUGAACCUCCAUUUAAUGAUUUUGAAACAAUAAAGAUCAUUGCAGAGAUCUCUCUGUCCUUGAGAAUUGCUUGUUUACAUGUCUAGGAAAACAUCAGUUAUUGAAUUGCUUAUGCAUGAAUCCCUAUGAUCCAUAAUUGCACUAAUUUUCCAGAGUACCACCGUAUAUGUGAUAAAUAUGGGAAGGUCUUGGAUCAAGGCACAAAACAUAUUGUCCAUGAGCAUGUGAAUAUCCAAAAGAAGGCUUACAAAUGUAAUGGUCUGGGCAAAAUGAUUCAUGAACUCUCCCUGUGUGCACCAUAUGACACAAGUGAUACUACAGAAAAUUGCAACAAAUAUAGAUCUGCUACCCACAGUCAUGCCUCUGUUGAAUCAUCAAACAUAAACAGACAUAAAAGUUGGAAGACUGGAGAAGAACACUGCAAAUAUAAAGACUGUAUGAACUGUUUAAAUUUCUGUUCCAUGGUUAUUGAAAAUCAAAGAAUCCAUACAGAAAAUAAAGAACACAAAAAUACAAAGUAUGAUAAAGUAUUUGAUGCUAAACAAACAGGAGAGAAACCUUACAAAUGUAGUGAAUGUGACAAAUGCUUUAUCCAUGGUGCAAAUCUUAGAAGACAUCAGGUAGUUCAUACAGGAGUUAAGCCUUAUACAUGUAGUCAAUGUGACAAAUCCUUUACCCAAAAAUACAGUCUUAGAACUCAUCAGAGAGUACAUACAGGAGAGAAACCUUACAAAUGUAGUGAAUGUGAGAAACCUUUUUCCAAGAAAGACCAUCCUAGAAUUCAUCAGAGAACCCAUACAGGAGAGAAACCUUACAAGUGUAGGGAAUGUGAUAAAUCCUUUAUCAUGAAAGUCUUUCUUAGAAUACAUCAGAGAAUUCAUACAGGAGAGAAACCUUACAAGUGUAGUGAAUGUGACAAAUACUAUACCCAGAAUUGCAGUCUUAGAACUCAUGGAAGAAUUCAUUCAGGAGAGAAGCCUUACAAAUGUACUGAAUGUGACAAAUCCUUUACCUAGAAUUGCAGUCUCAGAACCCAUCAGAGAAUUCAUUCAGGAGAGAAGCCUUACAAAUGUACUGAAUGUGACAGCCCAGCCUGAUGGUGUCAGGAAAUUGCUGUAUAUCAAUCUGUCAAAGAUCAAUUCAGUCCCCUACAACUCUCCUGUCCAACACUCUUUCACUAGGGCUUACCAUCUAUGCUGGUUUUCCCUAUGACCAAAAGAAAGAUUAUGGUAAAAUGUGGCCAGAAACUCAAAGAGCUACCCAUAUUGGUCCUGAAAAUACCAUGGGACAAAUCUGGACUGCCCUAAUGGCAUAUCAGCUUCUGAAUGACACUCUGCCUAGCUGCUUUGAGGCCUGCUGGCUGUGUGUCUCUCCCAGGUCAAACUCAUGACCACCAUUUGUAGCCUCAGCCAUUGGACUACUAUACUUUCCUACCUUGUGACAGAAUUCCCACUAAGUUACAUCUGGCUUGGCUCCAGAGUGCUAGCACCUAGCCUUUAUUCACCUUCUGUUACCCUCCAUGUGAAUCUUGUCUGAGAGUUUCCCUAGGGUACAAUACUUAUGUAAAACUCCAUCCUCUGUAGCAAUCACAUUUACUGCUGAGCACCUGCUGGGUGGUCUGGGACAUGUACACUGAUAUUACUCUUUCCAAAAUUAGUAGUGGUACUGGGUGAAGAAUGCGUGCCGAUUCCCAUUACAUGCUUUACAGAUGCAUGGCAUGACAAAUGAGUAGUUCACAUCCUACCAUUUCUCACAGUCCUGGGAAUAACCACUGACAUUGCAACUGGAGUUCCAGGACUAUAUCCCUAGCUGUUUAACAUCAGUUUUCAUCUAAGUUUAUCUAGGAACUCCAAUAGGUGGCUCAGACCAUCUUUACCCUCCAAGGCAAAAUUGACUCACUAGUCACCAUAGUGGUAAAAAAUAGGCUAGGACUAGAUUUACCAGCAGUAGAGACAGGUCAUCCUCAUCUCUUUCUUAGGGAGGAAUGGAGUUUCUGUGACAACCAGUCAGGUAUAGCAAAAGAUAGGAUCUGACAACUCCAGACUGCUCUCCAAAAAUGUAAGAAACAGCUUGAUGCCUCUGGCCAGUGAGUCACUGACAGUGCAAUAUGGAAUUGGAUAUUAUACUUCUUACCCCCUUUUUCUCUUUUUCUUAAUCUUACUAAUCACACCCUGCCUUAUAAACUUCUUGUCUAGACUUCAACAACAGAUCUGAAAAAAAUCUCUAAACAGAAUUUUAAUAAGUCGCUAUUACAGGACUACCAGCCUCUAGCUAUGAAGCCAGAGGUUUAUCCCCUGAUCUUGAUGGCCAAGAUGUUACUAAGAGGACUUCAAUGCACCCAUUAAGCAUGAAGUAGUUUAAUGAUAUUGUCCUCAACAUUUCCUGCUCCAUGAUUCUUUUUCAAUAAUAAACAUGAGGUGGAAAGUAAGCUCCUUGAAGCAUGCUAUAGGCCAGGCCUAACCACUGAGGAAUUCCAAACACCAGAGUCCACACAUACAACACUCUAAUUGGCAAACACAGUGCCUACAGAUACAGGCAACCAAGCUCUGCCCUAUAGGAUAAAAAGCCCAAGCUCUGGACUUGAAAACCUACCAAUCCCUUCCCCAGAAAACUCUGUGCCCAAGAAAUGCUUUAUAAACCCUGUCUUCAGCUCAGUUCUGUGAUGCUUUUUGCUUGAGGAGAGGCAGACACACAU
Molecule: messenger RNA, 3512 nt
Organism: Onychomys torridus (southern grasshopper mouse)
Lineage: Eukaryota; Metazoa; Chordata; Mammalia; Rodentia; Cricetidae
Product: zinc finger protein 239-like
Exons: 4
Source: RefSeq, a predicted model, not a curated record